UUGUUUCUAUGGAGACUAGCACUACUUACAGGGUAAGUUUUUGGUUAGUAGAUUUCCUUUGAGAAUCAUCAAAAUGCAUGGAGAAGUUUCAAACGAUGUAGAGGUAGUGGUACCAGCUGCUAUGGUUUGGGAUAUCUAUGGCACCCCCCUCAAAUUAGCCAAGGUCUCCACUGAGCUACUAUCCGACGUCGUUGAAAAGAUCGAAAUUCUCAAAGGCGACGGAGGAGUUGGCACCUUGAUGAAGGCUACAUUUCCUCCAGGAAGUGGUUUUGAUUACACAAUAGAGAAAUACAAAAUUCUUGAUCAUGAGAAGCACUUGAAGGUUGCUGAGAUCAUUGAAGGAGGGCCAUUAAAGCUUGGGUUUAGCUUGUAUCGAGUGAGGAAUGAAAUAAUAGAAAAAGAUGUGAAUUCAACUAUUAUCAGAUCAUCAAUUGAGUAUGAAAUCAACGAAGAGUUCGCUGCCAAUGUUUCCUUCGCCAGUACUGCCCUUUUGGAUCUCCUUGCUAAUGCAAUUGGGAAGUAUCUUGCGGAGAAGAAAGCUGAUGACUGAUAGAGUCCAUUGAAGUUUUUUCAUUUCACCUUUUUUAGUUGCUUUUGGAAUAAGGAUUUAUACUUCACUUAAAGGGACAAAAUGCAAAAUUCAAAUAAUUCAACAUCUAGAUGGGUGUCAAUAAGGAAAUCCUAUAAAUAUAUAUACA
Molecule: messenger RNA, 698 nt
Organism: Macadamia integrifolia
Lineage: Eukaryota; Viridiplantae; Streptophyta; Magnoliopsida; Proteales; Proteaceae
Product: norbelladine synthase-like
Exons: 2
Coding region: 74-550 (158 amino acids)
Biological process (GO): abscisic acid-activated signaling pathway; defense response
Cellular component (GO): cytoplasm; nucleus
Molecular function (GO): protein phosphatase inhibitor activity; signaling receptor activity; abscisic acid binding
Source: RefSeq, a predicted model, not a curated record